CUUCUUGGCGGCCAAUCCGGGCGCCGCGUCUUGCGGCGCGUUGCCGUGGUUACCACGCGACGCGCUGCCCCCGGCCCGCGGCCGCCGCCAUGCAGGGCCCCGGCGGAGCCCGGCGGCUGCUCGGUGUCAGACAAGGAUCGGGAACGAGUUUGGGCAGCCAGAGAAAAGGCAGCCUCGCAAGCGGCGCCUACACGAGCAGGGCAGCGAGACGCAGGAGCCAAUUCACCAUUUCCUAUGGCAAAGCCGCGGACAAAGGCUCUCCCGUGGAUAAGAAGUACGCUGUGCGGAUAUUUUGCACCAUUUCUGUAAAGAGACCUCCAAAGAAGUCCCAAGCAAGGGUGACAGCCCUUCCAAGGCUGAACCCUACUGGGAAAGCAGGAAUGCAACCCUCCUCGCCCCCGUCACUGGUUUUUGAUGAUGAAGGGAAGGACGUGACCCCCCACCCGCUCUUCCAUUCAGAUCCUGAUACUGCUGUACCCAGGCAAGCCAAGCUCCUCGCAUCGAGUGAUUACUCUGGAGGUGUUCUCUCCUCUUUUCCCAUGCAUCAGACAGGAGGGGACGGUAGUUUUGUAGACCCCUUCUCAAGAAGGACGUGUGGAAACAGCAGUAUUUCUAAACCAAACGCAUCAACAAUGGAGUUCAUGCUAGAUGAAAUUGUAGAACCUGGCUCUCAAGGAGACACAGCUGUUAGCUUAUCUGAUGUACAGGUGAGGCGAGAGGAGGUAGAAGAGCAACUGACAGAAGAAGACUUAGAUAGGAGAGUGGAUAUUUAUCUCACGGAGACGGAAACUAUCUGGAUGUUGGAUAUACCAUCUGUUGUGGCGUCUGUAGAAUCAGAAGACGCGGGGAGAAUUCUGGAGCGUAAUAAGAUUUAUGUUGACAUUUGCAAAAAUAGACCUGGUAAUGAUCGCUUUGUAGAAAAAAUGAUGCAAACCAUUAACGGAGCUGCAAAGAACAAGGAAGUACAAUGUGACAAAAUCGUCAUGGAAGAUAAAGGGAUGGUGGUCACUUCCUGGGACUUGUAUGAUUCCUUUAAUGUAUCAGAAACAGAACCUACAUCAAAAGGAGAAGCCACAAAUGGGAAGAGUAGCACAUCUCAUAUGACUAAAAAGCAUGACCAGACUGCAUCUGUGACUUCUGCCAGAGGCAACAUAACUUCUGUGACUACUUUGGAAAGUGCUACUCUUGCCAGAAUCCAUGAAGAGGAGAAAAACCGUUUAGAAGCUAUAUUGACAUCAGAAAACUUUCAGCAGGAUUUAUUUUUCAUGGAGAGGGUUCUAAUGGAAAAUAUUUUUCAACCCAAACUCGCAGCUUAUCGACAAUUUCCUGUCCUUAUAGAUCCUGCUGUUACAUCAGACAAUGUCAGUAUGGUAGUUGCUGUGAAAGAAGCUAAACAGGAAGAGCAUGACAAGGGAAAGAAGAGUAAGGAAGAGCAGAAGGAAGCACUUAUUGACCCAUCAAUUCCAUCAGAUCUAAAUAAAGCCUUGGAAGAAACUGUGCCUCCCAGUUUGGAACAACUAUGGUCAUAUACGUGUGAUUUAACUAAGGGUCACAAUGUGAGCAGUAUGGCUUGGAGCAAAGUAAACCCAGAUCUUUUGGCUGUUGGUUAUGGAGCGUUUGAUUUUAAAGAACAGAAGAAAGGCUUGGCAUGCUGUUGGUCAUUGAAGAACCCCAUGUGGCCAGAGCGUAUUUUCCAGUGCGAGCAUGGUGUUACUGCAUUGGAUUUUUCUAUGACAAGCCCGAACCUUUUAGCAGUUGGGAUGUACAAUGGUACCAUCACAAUCUAUAAUGUACGGAGUUGUACCACCACUGCAAUUCUGAAUAGCAGAGAUUCUUCAGAAAGACAUACAGGUCCUGUAUGGCAACUGAAGUGGUUGGAACAGGACAGAGACACAGCAGAUGAUGACAAGAGAGAGAGAUUAAUCUCUAUCUCAGCAGAUGGCCGACUAACCAAGUGGCUUAUACAGAAGGGACUAGAUUGCACUGACCUGAUGAAAAUAAAGCGAGCAGGAAGUGAGAAGAAAAACUUACCAUGUGAGAAAGAAAGGAAAAGUGUAGUUCUCAUAUCUCAGCAGGCAGCUGGAAUGUGCUUCGACUUCCAUCCAAAGGACACUAAUUUUUAUCUUGCUGGAACAGAAGAGGGUCUUAUUCACAAGUGUUCUUGUUCAUACGAUCAGCAGUUUCUGGAGACAUACAAAGGACAUAAGGGUCCUGUGUACAAAGUCGCUUGGAAUCCGUUCAGCACUGACAUGUUCCUAAGCUGCUCUGCGGACUGGACCAUUAUGUUAUGGCACCAGAACUCACAGAUGCCCAUUUUAACUUUCAGUUCCACCACUACUGUUGUUCAUGACAUUAUGUGGUCUCCAAAAUCAGUCUUUAUAUUCGCAGCAGCGAAUGAAAGCAGAGCAGAAAUUUGGGAUCUCAGUGUCAGCAUCCUGGACCCUGUGAUCACUCGCUUUGCCAACCCAGAAGCGAAAUUCACAUCUGUACUCUUUGCUAAGAACGCUGACUGCCUUCUAGUAGGAGACAGUAGAGGAGAAGUCAGUGUGUUUGAGCUGCAGAACCUGGCUGCCUCCAGCAGUACUAAGGUUGAUGCCUUACGUGAUGUAAUCAGUCCCGCUCUAACUACUUAACAGUAGCUAAAUGACACCACUUCCCAGUUGGUAAACAGUAGGAAAGACUUCUGGUAGUAUUAUCGUGAAGUGUUUAUUGCUUUUAAAUUCAUUAAAAUUUAUAUUUGGAACCA
Molecule: messenger RNA, 2746 nt
Organism: Cygnus olor (mute swan)
Lineage: Eukaryota; Metazoa; Chordata; Aves; Anseriformes; Anatidae
Gene: DNAI4
Product: dynein axonemal intermediate chain 4
Exons: 18
Coding region: 90-2633 (847 amino acids)
Biological process (GO): cilium movement
Cellular component (GO): axonemal dynein complex
Molecular function (GO): dynein heavy chain binding; dynein light chain binding
Source: RefSeq, a predicted model, not a curated record